This is a messenger RNA of Talaromyces stipitatus ATCC 10500, 2108 nucleotides long. RefSeq names its product ENTH domain protein. The transcript has 5 exons. Gene Ontology annotation, cellular component: clathrin-coated pit; clathrin-coated vesicle. Bases 1 to 1827 code for a protein of 608 amino acids. Gene Ontology annotation, molecular function: 1-phosphatidylinositol binding; phosphatidylinositol-4,5-bisphosphate binding; SNARE binding. NCBI's taxonomy places the organism in Eukaryota, Fungi, Ascomycota, Eurotiomycetes, Eurotiales, Trichocomaceae. The record is from RefSeq and is a predicted model, not a curated record. Gene Ontology annotation, biological process: clathrin coat assembly; vesicle budding from membrane; clathrin-dependent endocytosis.
AUGACGAAUAACUUUGAGAAGUCGGUCAAAGGGGCCACGAAGAUUAAACUUGCUCCCCCGAAAUCAAAAUACAUCGAACAUAUCUUACUAGCGACGCGCAGCGGAGAAGCCGGCGUUGGAGAAAUAUUCCGGACCUUACAAUUUCGAUUGCGCGAUUCAACAUGGACCAUCGUUUUCAAAGGACUUAUAGUUCUUCAUUUGAUGAUGCGGGAAGGAGCGGAAAAUGCGACGCUUGAAUAUUUGGCUGAAAAUCCCCGAAAGGUCGCCAUCAGCAGCUUUUCAGAAGUUCAAGCGCAAGGGCAUAAUAUCCGGCGGUAUUUCGACUAUCUUAUCACCCGCGCCAAGGCGUACGCCGAUACCAAAGUUGAUCAUGUACGAAGCGGCCAGGGCCGGUUAAAGCGGUUGACCGUCAGCAAGGGUCUGCUGAGAGAAACAGAAGUCGUGCAGAGACAGAUUAAGGCGUUGCUCAAGUGUGAUCUUCUGACGGAUGAAGUCGAGAAUGAAAUCACGUUAACGGCAUUUCGGCUAUUGACUAUGGACUUGUUAGCUCUCUACUCUGUCAUGAAUGAAGGGACGAUCAAUGUUUUAGAACACUAUUUUGAAAUGUCCCGUCCUGAUAGUGAGCGUGCCUUGGAGAUAUACAAGACUUUCAGCGCCCAGACAGAAGAAGUAGUGAAAUUCCUUGGUGUCGCUCGACACUUUGAAUAUGCUACGCGACUUGAGAUUCCAAACCUGAAACACGCUUCAACAGAUCUUACGCAAUUGCUCGAGGACGACUUGAAAGAUCCAGAUUUUGAGCAGCGGCGAAGAGAGUAUCAACUGCAAAGGGGCGCAAAGACAGCGGGUCGAGCAGGUCCCGGCUCAGCUGGCGGCAGGUCGCCAAUCUUGACCAAGAAGGAGCCAAUUUCCAGCUCCUCCAACAGACCUCAAACGGCUCCAGCACCCAAGACUGAAACCAAAGCUCCGGCACCAGAUCUUAUCGACUUUUUUGAAAGCAUCGAACCGAAACAGCAGCAGACCACGAUCCCGCCUGCGCCUCAACAACCCCAGCUAAAUUUCCAACAAGCUGGUUUUGGUCAACAAAUGUUCCAGGCGCAGCCAACUGGCUUUCCCAAUCAACAAGGUGUCUUUACUCAACCGGCCCAACCAGGUUUUAUUCAGCAACAGACUGGGUUUGCGGGUGAUUUCAACCAGCCAAAUACAAACCCGUUCAACCACAUGCAAGCUCAAUCUAUACAGCCGCAACCACAAUUGCAGCCACAACCCACAGGAGCCGGAUUCGGUGGAUAUGGUCCUCAAUCUUAUACCUUUCAGAAUACACUGUCCGCCAUUCCACAGGAAGGAGUUGCCACAUUUCCUCAACAACAGGUGGCAAAUGGAUUACAACCACAGACGACCAACCCAUUCCGAGCAUCUAUGCUUGUUACGAAUCAAACUGCUUUCAACCAACCCGGACAAAUUACUCAACCAUUGACUCGACAAAACACCAACCCCUUUGCUAAACGGUUAUCCGCCAUUCCACCGUCAAACCCUCCCCCCAUGCCCUCAUUCCAACAAACCCAAUCUCCUGUACAAUCCCUACAAGCGCAGCGCACAGGAACCAAUCCAUUCGCAAAGCAAUCGCCAUCCCCUCAACCAAGCCUCCAGCAACAGACCCUUCAACCUCUCCACCCAAAUCCCACAGGAAGUACAAAUCCCUUCCGUCAAAGCGCGUUUAUCAAUCAGCAGACUGGUCAGGGAUGGCAAGUCGCCGGGCAACAAGGAACAAUGGGUGGUCUUGAACAGUUGGGGACCGUACCGGUAUUUCCUCGACCGGGAAUGGCAUAGUAUAUCUUAUUAUCGGAAAGGAAUAGUACAUAGUGGCACCAAUUUUUUCCCUUUUUUUUCUCUCUCUCUCCAUGGGAUGGAUAGUGAGGGCUAAUCUUGUUCAAUGUCUCCUUGCUCUCUUUUAGCGCAUGCAUUUAUUUCUCCUUCGCUUAUUUCUUUCUCUUCUGUUUAAUUUCUGAUGUAUACACUUCAUUUGCUCAUUGAGAGCUUCUUUAGAACAUACAUAAUUGCCACUGUUGACAUUCAUACCUUAGCGACCUUCCGAUGGAAAUCAAAUUUAA